AUGCUCGGUGUCGCUUGGGACAACCUCACCGUCACAGGCGUUGGCGGUGACGCAAUGUUCAACGAGAACGUUCUCUCCCAGCUUUUCCCCUUCCAUAGGCGUGGCAAGGGUAGCAAAACCAGGACUAUCAUUGGAAGUUCAUUUGGAUGCGUUAAGCCAGGCGAGAUGUUGCUCGUUUUGGGUCGACUUGGAGCGGGCUGCACUACGCUGCUGAACGUAAUCGCAAACCAUCGCCUCGGCUACGAAGAAGUCACCGGCCAGGUCAGCUAUGGAAACAUGUCUGCCGUGGAAGCCAGACAAUACCGUGGCCAGAUUGUUAUGAACACGGAGGAGAAGAUCUUCUUUCCGACGCUGUCUGUUGACGACACAAUCAAUUUUGCCGCUCGCAUGAAAGUCCCGUAUCAACUACCGCCUGGGAUUACAACUCAUGAGGAAUACGUUCAGCUCUACGAGGAUUUUCUCUUGCGGUCGGUUGCAAUUUCUCAUACCGCACGUACUAAGGUUGGGGAUGCCUUUAUUAGGGGUGUCUGUGGAGGAGAGAGGAGACGUGUCUCAAUUCUGGAGUGUCUCACGACGCGUGCUAGCGUCUUUUGUUGGGACAAUUCAACAAGAGGCCUUGACGCCAGCACAGCGCUCGAGUGGAUCAAGGCUAUCAGGGUGAUGACAGACCUCCUCGGACUCAGUACUAUUGUCACCCUCUACCAGGCGGGAAAUGGCAUCUACGAACAUUUCGAUAAGGUUCUACUUCUUGAUGACGGCAAGCAAAUCUUCUACGGACCUCAAAAGAACGCAGUUCCGUUUAUGGAGGGCUUGGGCUUCAUGCGCGAUUCGGGUUCCAAUCGGGGUGAUUUCCUAACGGGCGUGACAGUCCCUACUGAGCGUGUCAUUUCCCCGGGAUAUGAGGACAAGUUCCCACGCACAGCCGACGAGAUCCGUGCUGCGUAUGAGCAGUCCCAUAUCAAGCCCAGAAUGCUGGAAGAGGCCCAUAACUACGCGACAACCAAAGAAGCGGCUGACAACACAACCGUAUUCAAAGAAAUGGUUGCUCGUGAAAAGCACAGGGGUGUGUCAAAAAGGUCCUCCGUCACAACUGGUUUCGUCACUCAAGUAACUGCUGCCAUUACCAGGCAGUACCAACUCAUGUGGGGUGACAAGGGAACUCUACUUAUGAAGCAAGGCGCUACCGUUAUCCGGGCCCUCUUGGGUGGUUCUCUCUUUUACUCAGCUCCUGACAAUUUUAUCGGUUUUUCCCUAAAGGGUGGUGCCCUGUUUUCCUCUAUUUUAUACAAUGCUCUGAUAGUCCUAUCAGAGGUUACCGACUCGUUCACGGGUCGGCCAAUUCUCGCAAAACACCGCUCCUUCGCACUGUAUCACCCGGCGGCCAUUUGCAUCGCCCAGGUUGCUGCCGACCUACCGAUCCUAUUAUUCCAAGUUACGCAUUUCGGCCUUGUCCUAUAUUUCAUGGUUGGCCUGAAGAACACAGCCGGGGCGUUCUUUACUUAUUUGGUCACCAACUUCAUGACUGCCAUGUCCGUGACAGCCUUCUUUCGGCUCGUUGGCGCCGCAUUCCCUACUUUCGACGCUGCGUCCAAAGUCUCAGGACUGUCGAUCGUCGCGUUGUUUGUCUACAUGGGAUACAUGAUUAUCAAGCCUGAGAUGCAUCCAUGGUUUGUGUGGAUCUUCUGGAUUAACCCUAUGGCGUACGGAUUCGAAGCUCUUCUUGGAAACGAAUUCUAUGGCCAGUGGGCCCUCUUCGUUGUGCUCACGAUCAUUUUCACCUCCAGGUGGAGGCUACUUGGAGAAGGAGAUCGGAAAAUCCUGAUUCCUCGAGAACUGCAGCAUGGGCCAAAACACCUUUUGCAGGCCCGAGACGAGGAAGCGCAGUCCACAGAGAAGCGUGUCAGUCCCAGCUCUGAUGCCUCAGGAGAGAGCUUCGGAGAUAAUCUGCUCCGCAAGAAGAGAAUUUUCACAUGGAAGUGCCUGACUUACACCGUCCAAACGGCCGAUGGCGACCGUAUCCUUCUUGACAAUGUUCAAGGAUAUGUCAAACCCGGUAUGCUUGGAGCUCUAAUGGGCUCGUCUGGAGCUGGCAAGACGACCUUACUGGACGUUCUCGCACAACGUAAAACCUCGGGGUCGAUCCAUGGAUCCGUCUUAGACAUUCACGAGCCAUAUGCGACUGUCCGGAAGGCCCUCGAGGUUUCGGCGCGAUUGCGCCAACCUCGGGGUACACCCACCGAAGAAAAGCUGCGAUAUGUGGAUACUAUUGUUGAUCUUCUUGAGCUGAAUGACCUUCAGCAUACCCUCAUUGGUCGGCCUGGAGCUGGCCUCUCGGUGGAGCAACGUAAGCGUCAUACUAUCGGUGUUGAACUCGUGGCAAAGCCGAGUAUUUUAAUCUUCCUCGAUGAGCCCACGUCAGGGCUUGAUGGUCAGGCGGCCUACAAUACUGUUCGAUUUCUUCGCAAGCUUGCCGAAGCAGGGCAGGCGAUCCUUGUCACUAUCCACCAACCAUCGGCGCAGUUAUUUGCGCAAUUCGACAAACUCUUAUUGUUGGCUGCCGGCAGCAAGACUGUGUACUUUGGGGAUAUAGGCCAGAAUGCGAACACCGUCAAGGAAUACUUUGGACACCACGGCGCGCCUUGCCCGCCUGAAGCCAAUCCUGCUGAACAUAUUAUUGAUGUUGUGUCGGCAAGCGCGAGUGUUGACUGGACCCGGGUCUGGCUGGAGUCCCCGGAACAUGAGGAACUGUCCAACGAACUGGACUGCAUGGUUGCUGAUGCUGGAGGUCGACCUACUACUGCAAACGAUGAUCCACACGAAUUCACCGCUUCGCUCUGGACGCAAACCAAGCUCGUGACGCACCGCAUGAAUGUCUCCCUCUUCCGGAACACCGAGUACCUCAACAAUAAAUUUGCCAUGCAUAUCAGCCUAGCGCUGCUAAAUGGCUUUACCUUCUGGCAGAUUGGAGAUGCACUUGCCGAUCUACAGCAGAACCUUUUUACUGUGUUCAACUUCAUCCUGUUGCUCCAGAUGUACCACUGGGCUCCCUUCGUGACUGGUCUUAUAGUCUCGGAAUUCCCUUACUUGCUUGUCUGUGCGCUGCUGUAUUACGUUUGCUGGUACUUUACCAGCGGCCUUCCCACCUCCGCUAGCCAUGCUGGAAGCGUCUUUUUCGCUGCAAUAAUGUACGAGUGUCUGUACACGGGCAUAGGCCAGAUGAUCGCCGCUUACACACCGAACGCCGUCUUUGCCUCUCUGGUCAACCCUCUGGUGAUUACCACUCUCGUCUCCUUCUGCGGAGUGAUGGUACCAUAUAGCCAAAUCGUAUCAUUUUGGCGAUACUGGAUGUACUACCUCGACCCCUUCAACUACCUCAUGAGCUCUCUGCUGGUGUUCACUACUUGGGACAAGCCCGUGCACUGCCAGCCCGAGGAGUUAGCAGUGUUCGAUCCGGCUCCUAAUUUGACCUGCGGUGAAUACCUCGAUGUCUAUCAGCGCGGCGCAGGGAUAGCCACGAACCUUCUGAACCCUGAUGACACCUUCGGAUGCCAAGUCUGCCAGUAUACUGAAGGCGGAGAUUACCUCCGUACACUGAACCUGCAGGAACAAUACUACGGAUGGAGAAAUGCGGGGAUUGUCGUUGUAUUUGUGGUCGGUAUCUACGGGCUCGUGUUCCUUAUGAUGAAACUCAGGACCAAGGCUACCAAAAAGGCUGAGUCCUAA
Molecule: messenger RNA, 3723 nt
Organism: Aspergillus terreus NIH2624
Lineage: Eukaryota; Fungi; Ascomycota; Eurotiomycetes; Eurotiales; Aspergillaceae
Exons: 6
Coding region: 1-3723 (1240 amino acids)
Cellular component (GO): membrane
Molecular function (GO): ATP hydrolysis activity; ATP binding; ABC-type transporter activity
Source: RefSeq, a predicted model, not a curated record